AGAACUUCUGAAGUGGAAUGGAUGGGGAUAUAACGACUCCAAAUUCGUCUUCAAUAAGAAGGGUCAAGCAGAAUUCACAGGAAAAAGGUACAGAUUAGGUGGUAUGGUAUUACCAACUUUUAAGGAAUGGAUAGAAAAAACCUUUGGAGCAAGUCUGGAGCACAAAACUACCUCUAGAGCAUCCUUAAAUGUUAAUGAUGUACCUCCAUCCAUUGUAAAUGAAGAAUUUCUUCAGGAUCUUAGAGCCACUAAAAUCUCAUAUUCGCAGGAUGCAGAAGAUAGGGUAUUCAGAGCUCAUGGUCACUGCCUACAUGAGAUAUUUGUACUCAGGGAAGGAAUGUUUAAGCGAAUUCCUGAUAUAGUUGUAUGGCCUGUUUGCCAUGAAGACGUAGUUAAAAUUGUGGAAUUAGCCUGCAAACACAAUCUCUGCAUAAUACCAUUUGGUGGAGGGACGAGUGUCUCUAGUGCCCUCGAAUGUCCUGAAGAAGAAAAAAGAACAAUUGUCUCACUGGAUACGUCACAAAUGAAUCGGAUUCUCUGGAUAGAUGAGAAAAACUUAACAGCUUGUGUGGAAGCUGGCAUUGUUGGACAAGAUCUGGAAAACCAGCUUGCUGAAAGUGGCUUCUGUACAGGCCACGAACCAGACUCCAUGGAGUUCAGUUCACUAGGAGGAUGGGUAGCAACACGAGCAUCAGGCAUGAAAAAAAACAUCUAUGGAAACAUUGAAGAUCUGGUGAUUCAUAUAAAAAUGGUAACUCCUAGAGGAAUAGUAGAAAAAAACUGUCAAGUACCUCGCAUGUCAACAGGACCUGAUAUCCAUCACUUCAUUAUGGGAUCUGAAGGAACUCUUGGAGUGGUUACUGAAGUUACGAUAAAGAUUCGCCCGAUCCCUGAAUACCAGAAGUAUGGCUCUGUGGUCUUCCCCAACUUUGAACGAGGAGUGGCCUGCUUAAGGGAAGUGGCAAAGCAGAGAUGUGCUCCUGCAUCUAUUCGCCUUGUCGACAAUGCACAGUUUCAGUUUGGUCAUGCUCUUAAACCACAAGUUGCUUCCAUUUUUACAUCAUUUUUGGAUGGACUGAAAAAAUUCUACAUCACAAAGUUCAAAGGAUUUGAUUCCAACGUACUGUGUGUAGCUACCUUGCUCUUUGAGGGUGACAGAGAGAAGGUUCUUCAGCAUGAAAAGCAAGUCUAUGAUAUUGCCACCAAGUUUGGUGGCUUGGCAGCAGGAGAAGAUAAUGGACAGAGAGGAUAUAUGCUGACAUUUGUCAUUGCUUACCUUCGGGACCUGGGCCUGGAUUACUAUGUAAUAGGAGAAUCAUUUGAGACAUCUGUUCCUUGGGAUAGGGUUUUGGACCUUUGCAGGAAUGUAAAGGAAAGGAUAGUAAGAGAAUGCAAAGAAAAGGGUGUUCAGUUUGCUCCUUUUUCCACCUGCAGGGUUACACAGACUUAUGAUGCAGGUGCAUGUGUCUACUUCUACUUUGCCUUUAACUACAGAGGAAUUAGUGAUCCUAUUCAUGUCUAUGAACAAAUUGAGAGGGCUGCUAGAGAAGAAAUACUUGCCAAUGGAGGAAGUCUGUCACAUCACCAUGGAGUAGGCAAAUUGCGGAAGCGCUGGAUGAAGGAGAGCAUCUCUGAUGUUGGCCUGGGAAUGCUGAGAUCUGUUAAAGAAUACGUGGACCCCAAUAACAUCUUUGGAAACAAAAAUCUUUUAUAAAGCCCUGCACAACAUGAUGUACUAAAACUUAUUCAAAAUUACUGUUGAAAUUCCUCCACUUUCAUUGUAUUGAUAUCCCAGUAAUCAAAUAUAACAUAGACUAAACUUUAAAAACUAGUAACUUACUUUGAUUUUUGCCACCCCCUCCCCCCCCCAAUAAAGUGUAAACAUCGCUGUUAAUGUUUAUGGAUUUUUACUUACAAUGCCGUUAAACUCUUAAACAACCCACUGGGCACAAAGUGUGUUACCAACCAGGAAAUGCAAACUUGGUUUUCCAAGUUUGGUUAGGCAACACAGCUGAUGGUAUUUUCCAUGCUGGAUACUGCCAGAUGUUUCUUACUAAAGCACCCCCUGCAAGGAGAACAAAGACUGACAACAGUGUUUUCUACAGAAGCAGCUGCUCAACCCAGCCUCUUGCUAAAGGAAAGCUGCUAGGAGACAGAUGAGAGAACA
Fulmarus glacialis (Northern fulmar) is the source of this 2167-nucleotide messenger RNA. It is a transcript of the gene AGPS, whose product is annotated as alkylglycerone phosphate synthase. Gene Ontology annotation, biological process: lipid biosynthetic process. Gene Ontology annotation, molecular function: alkylglycerone-phosphate synthase activity; FAD binding. The transcript has 19 exons. The record is from RefSeq and is a predicted model, not a curated record. Bases 104 to 1714 code for a protein of 536 amino acids. NCBI's taxonomy places the organism in Eukaryota, Metazoa, Chordata, Aves, Procellariiformes, Procellariidae.